CUUACAUUAGGGAGGUCUCAAAACUCCAAACUCAAUUUCCUGCUUUUCUGUGUUUUUGUAGAUGUACAGAGAGGUCUGGCACUGUGUCACUGUCAGCGCUAUUAUAAUUCUAUUUUUUGUUUUUAUUAUAUUGUCCUUAGUGUAGUUAAGUGUGUGCUUAUGGCGAAAGGGGAACACGGAAAGAAAAUGUAGGACAUUUAUGACCUUCGUGAAUUCGUGGAACCGAGGAACCUCUCUCGUCCCUUGAACUUUACUAAUCUACAAAAUAUUGUUCAAUGAGUUGACAAGAGUGCCAGUGCCAGUGACUGAGUGAAAAGGCUGCACCUAAAACAAUAGGAAUCUACCAAUGUGAAUCCACCACAACCCCAAGCCCAAGAAGCUAAAAUUCAAGAUCAGGCGAGAGGCCUCUUGACUCAGCUUUAAAAGACAAGAGUAAUUCUAAAUUUUGUUGAAAGUAAGACAGUGACAGUGCUCAAUAAUGAGUCUUCGACUGUUGAUGUUGAGAUUCACUUUCUUGGGAUGCUGGUUCAAAUGACUGGAUUCUACACUCUACAAUAAAUAGAUCUAGAUUCUAGAUUCAUAGCUCUAACUACCAAACUGAGUGGUAGCAUUAUAGGCCUAUAAUGUACAUAUCGGCGCAAGACUGACUUUCUCAAUAAUAGUGUUACAGUUAGUUAUUAAAGCCUUCCUUCUCAAUUAAAAUUUUCUUUUGAGAACAUUAUUUGUCCUCAGUAACAAUGCGGUUCAAUUCAAAAGAAAUUUCUGUGCUGUUGCAAAACACACACAGCUAUGACAGAGAAGGCUAUUUGCAGAUGAAGGACAAACAAGAAGGUCUUUUCAAAAAGUCCGAAGCUUACAUCAGUCGAUACAUAAGACUGAAGGGCAACUUGCUUUUUUACUUCAAGAACAAGGAAAUUAAAUCUGAACCAAUUGGAGUUAUUAUUUUAGAGAGAUGUGUGGUAGAGCUUGAUCUACAAGAAGAGGUUGAUAAUGGCUUCCUGUUAGUCUUCGAGGGAGAGGACCAGCCGAUUCGCUUCGGCGCCAGCAGCGAGACCCUGAGGGACAACUGGAUCCAGGCUCUGCACGUGGCCAGCCACGAGUGUCUCAAGAUGCAGCUACAGAGUCUGAGAGAGCAGGUCCAAGCCCGCACUGGGCGUGACCCCGUCGUGCUUCCUGCCGAGCCAAAUUCCACCGUUGAUUUUGAAUCCCAUUCAGAUAAUGCAAGCGAGGACCCUGUUCUGGAAAUCUCAUUAGCUUGCUCCAAUCUCUCAAACGACAGCACAGAUGUCGCGCCCAACGUCCUGGUGGUUGUCCACACGAUUCUCCCACCGCAGCAACAGAUCUGGCUACACCACAACCACACGGAGAUUGUGGAGAAAAGCACCAGUCCGCAGUUCCUGAAGACAAUAGGGUUUGGAGACAAGUACGGCAUCGACACCAGCACCAGGGUCAGACUGACCGUCCAUCACGUGGUGGAGAGAAUGACCGGGACGAUGACUCAGCUUGGUCAAGCCAUUUUCACGUUGCAGGAUGUUCUACGCACAAAUGAUCUCUUGCUUUCGCUGGUGCUGAGAACUCCAGACCAGAAAGAAGCGGGAGAAAUUGUGAUAACAGCCUGGAUCAACGACGACCGAGUGUCUCUGUCAGAGCUGCAGACACAGCAGGUUUAUUUAAAAAGUACUAAUGAGGAAAAGAAGUCCGGGUCGUACAGCAAGCGGCCCCGCACCCUCUCCCUGGGGCGACACUCCCACAACCUACAGGCUCACUUCAACGACAUCAUCAAGCGAUCAUUCCGCUUCGCCACCAACAACCAGAAGUCUCUGCUGCAGGUCUCCGAGUACAUGGGCGAGAGCAAGUGGACCUUUGAAAUGCCCAUCCAGCUGCUGCGGCUUUUGGUUCAAGAGGAGAAACAGAUGAUUUCCAUCUUACAAGAUUUUGGAGAGCUGGUGUCAGAUUGGGAAGCCGAGCAAAUCUUGUGGAUCAGGAUGGGUGCGGAUGCCGCCGAGUUUUUCACCAAUUCCUUGGAUCUUUUGACCGAGCUGUCAGGUAUGACCUUCAAACGUAGCGCAGACAAGAGCAAGCCAGAGCUGGAGUUUGUUCCCAUCAAUCUGCACAUGGAGCGCAUGGUGGUCAGCUCGGACACUCACCCUGCAGGUAAAUUCUACGACAUGACCACUGUGGGAUCGUUCGCCGCGCACGCUCGGGACAUGAAGUCGGGGGGACUUAAGCGUCUCCUCCACCAGCUGCGAGCCAGCUACAAGCCCGACGACAGCCCGCAGCCCCGCACAAAGGUGCAACGAGCGUGCAGCAUUCUCAACCAGGCCACAGAGCUGCGCGUGCAGCUGAAACAGCUGUGUGAACGCCUCGGGGAGAUAGCGGCGGCCGACGAUUUCAAGGCCAUGGGGAAUGUGGUGGAGAACAUGAAAGAGUUGGUGAACAAGCUGAACAGCCUUUGUGCCGACCCGCUGGUCACUUCAGCUGCGGAGGCGUACCUGUCCGCCAAGAGAAACGCCAACACGAGCGAGGGGGCAGACUCCGCGUCCUUGACCAACAUGUCCGAGGUCGGGGGUCAAGGGUCGGAUGUGGAGAAGGCGUGGAAGUGGUCGGGGAGCAGUUUUGUGAAGUCUCCCACCAUGGAGCCUUGGGAAGUGACACGUCUGAACCUGGAGGCGGCCUUCGUGUGCCUAGUGUCGGUGGUGGAGGAGAUGUCGCGCCGUCUGUCCCAGGCCCACACUGACCAGCUGCUGGGCACCGACCCGGCAGCAGGCUCUCUCAGGGAGGAGCUGGCACCUCCUAUCUCCAAACUACAGGGCUUCCUGGAGAUUGUCUGGGCCAGGCUGUCUCUCUUCCUCACGUUUGUGGCUGUUAUGGAGAAUAAAGGUCAAGUGAAGACGGCGUCCGAUAUCAAGAUCAGACGCGACAUUGUCAACUCACACGCUAUCACCACCCUAGUCUCUUCCUUCGUGGCCUUGACGCAGACGGAAGAGUUCUCCAGCCCAGAGUUCGCCCAUCAGCUCAGCUCUGUGGGCCUGCUGUGCCAGGCGGAGGGGCUACUGAGCUGCUACGGCAGCGAGCUGUGCAUGCUGGAGGACACCAUCACCGCCAUGGAUGACUUACGUCACGUGACCUUACGUCUGGUGCCGGCUGUUGAGGACGACUUCACGCCCAACGCCUCACUGGGAACUUUCAUCAAAGAGGGUCCAUAUCCAGAUAUCAGCAGACACAACAUAAUCAUUGACAUACCGGUGCCUCGGGAGACAUUUUCACGCCUGCCGACCGUUUUACAGCAAGGAAAACAAAUUCCUGUGACGCCCGUUCUGUUCAACAUUGGUAUCAAUGAGCAAGCUACUCUUGCAGAAAAGUUCGGAAGCACGGCCUUGCAGGAAAAGCUGAACAUCGAUUCCUACGCCACGCUGUACGAGUAUUACUCCCAGUUCUCUCAGCACUUUGAGGACCCGUUGGACAAGACAAAAGGCGUGGCCUCCCUAAGUCACAUGAUGAAGCUGCUGCAGAACCACGUGAUGACCAAGAAAAGCAAAAACGUGGACGUCCUUCACAUGGCAGAAGAGGUGACUCGAGCUCUGCGCGGCCUGCGUGUGACCUUCUGCAAAAGUGGCAAGGACAGGACGGCCAUGGCCGUCACGUUGGAGAUGGUGCACAUCUUACAGCGUCACCACAACCUGGCCUCGCACGUCUUCAUGCAGUCUCUGGAUUGUCUGAGAAGUGUUGGAUGUCGUCGAGAGAACACCCUGAAGAACACAGGUGUCAAGAAGUACGCUUUCAUCAGCUUGCAGAUGCUUUACAUACCAAAGAUGUAUCGGGCUCCGAGUGGAACGUAUGGAAAUGUACAGACUUGAUCCCAUCAACCUUUUCUGGUGUUGCGUUUUUUUGGGGGGAAGGGUUUAUUUGGUUAUAUCAAAACAGGUCAACUUGAAAUGGAAGUGUCGUAGGUUCACUUUUUGUCGGUUGUAGAUCAGAUCCAUAAAGUGAAUGUUACAGUGAGUGUGUUGGCGACUGAUAUUUAAUGGAAUUAAAAAAUCACGGAAACGGAGGCUGAGAAUGAUAGGCAGAAUUUUGUUAUGAAUCAAGACUUGCCCAGGAAUGCUGAGGAUUCGCUGAAGGUGCCGUGCCCGUAAAGUAAACAAGGCAAGCCCAAAGCAACAAAAUGCACAAAUGUGAGGCAGCGUGGUGGAAUCAGACUCUCGUCAAUUUUUGGGCA
This is a messenger RNA of Aplysia californica (California sea hare), 4219 nucleotides long. Its product is annotated as inositol polyphosphate-4-phosphatase type I A. Lineage: Eukaryota; Metazoa; Mollusca; Gastropoda; Aplysiida; Aplysiidae. Gene Ontology annotation, molecular function: phosphatidylinositol-3,4-bisphosphate 4-phosphatase activity. Gene Ontology annotation, cellular component: cytoplasm. The record is from RefSeq and is a predicted model, not a curated record.